UCUCAGUAUCCCAUCACUGCAAUGAUCCCCUCUGUCUCGAAGUGGUACUCCAAUAAUUCACCAUUAAAAAUAAGCUACUACGUGUAACUUCAUCUUCCCCUACAAUGGAGACAAACGCCUGAUUCCUUCUUCCAAUGGCGACUUCCCUCAUCUUAUGUCGCCCUAAACCCACUCUUCCUCCUCAAUUCUACCGCCAUGCCUUAAUCCCUGCAAAACCCUCUCUGAAUUUGAGAACCAGUGCCCUGAAUUUGAAGCAUUUGAGGUUUCCCGAGGGAAAAGCAAGUUUUUUUGGCCGGAUUUCUGCUGGUUCUUCGGUUCAAGAGACUGAAGAUGACCAGAGACUGGAGGAAGAAUUGGGUGGAGACGAGAGACAGGAGGAAGAAUUGGGUGGAGAGGAUGCUGCUGCCUUUGAUUUGAGGGAACAGAGAGUGGAUUCUUGGGUUUAUUUCUUUGUGAUUUUAGGGGUUGUUCUAACAGUUUUGCAGGUGGUCUGGAUUGACAAUUCGACUGGUUUUGGAAAGGCAUUUGUUGAUGGAGUUGCAGGGUUGUCAGAUAGUCAUGAGGUUGUGUUGCUGAUUCUAGUUUUCAUUUUCGCUGCUGCUCAUAGUGGAUUGGCCAGCCUCAGAGACCCUGGCGAGAAACUGAUAGGAGAACGUGCAUACCGUGUUCUAUUUGCUGGGAUUUCUCUUCCUUUGGCACUCAGUACAAUGGUGUAUUUUAUCAAUCACAGAUAUGAUGGGGUGCAAUUGUGGAAUAUUCAGAGUGUUCCUGGAAUCCAUCAAGUUGUUGGGCUGUCAUCCGUUAUAUCCUUCUUUUUCCUCUACCCAUCAACCUUUAACUUGUUAGAGGUUGCAGCUGUUGACAAACCCAAGAUGCACCUAUGGGAAACUGGGAUAAUGCGAAUUACCAGGCACCCGCAGAUGGUAGGGCAGGUGAUCUGGUGCUUGGCACACACACUAUGGAUAGGAAACUCGAUGGCCGUAGCGGCUUCUGCAGGACUAAUUUCUCAUCAUUUAUUUGGGGUCUGGAAUGGUGAUAGAAGACUGGCAUUGCGGCAUGGUGAAGCUUUCGAAGCUGUGAAAAAGAGAACAAGCAUAAUCCCCUUUGCUGCAAUUCUUGAUGGGCGCCAAAAGUUGCCCAAAGAUUACUUCAAGGAAUUCAUUCGCCUUCCUUAUCUCACUAUUUGUGCACUGACAAUUGGGAUAUAUCUUGCUCAUCCAUUAAUGCGAGAAGCUAGUUUUCAGCUACAUUGGUAACUUCUUGAAGUGACCACUCACUGUUCCUUCCAUAUCCUCUCCAUUCCUACCGUGGAAAUUUCUCAUUCCCUAUCAUUUUCAAGUAAUUAGUUUGUUUUGUAUAUUUUUUGUGGAACCAUGACAAAAAUGUAGGUAAUGUCCUUAUCGAUGAGAUUUUGCCAUGGCCCAUGUCCUCUGUUUAUUUUCUUUUGGGCUCUCUCCUCUUCUAUCUCAAUGUAUGGUCAUCCCCUGUGGCAUUUUUCCUAUGUUUGCCAGACCAUUAGACAAUUGCUGUGCGAAAGAGCAGGUAAUCAUGAUUCAAAAACUUGGAUCUCA
Molecule: messenger RNA, 1571 nt
Organism: Amborella trichopoda
Lineage: Eukaryota; Viridiplantae; Streptophyta; Magnoliopsida; Amborellales; Amborellaceae
Gene: Z-ISO
Product: 15-cis-zeta-carotene isomerase
Biological process (GO): carotene biosynthetic process
Cellular component (GO): chloroplast
Molecular function (GO): 9,15,9'-tri-cis-zeta-carotene isomerase activity
Source: RefSeq, a predicted model, not a curated record